This is a messenger RNA of Mizuhopecten yessoensis (Yesso scallop), 2210 nucleotides long. RefSeq names its product growth arrest-specific protein 8-like. Bases 95 to 1558 code for a protein of 487 amino acids. The record is from RefSeq and is a predicted model, not a curated record. The transcript has 10 exons. Gene Ontology annotation, biological process: cell motility. Gene Ontology annotation, cellular component: Golgi apparatus; motile cilium; microtubule. Gene Ontology annotation, molecular function: microtubule binding; small GTPase binding. Lineage: Eukaryota; Metazoa; Mollusca; Bivalvia; Pectinida; Pectinidae.
CGGGUUCUGUUGCCUGGACAACAAAGUAAAGCCAUCUUGCUUACAAGGGGAAGAACGAAAUCGUUUUGAUAGUUUUUGCCUCAAAACAAUCGACAUGCCUCCUAAAAAGAAGAAGAGUGGGAAGAAAGGAAAGAAGGGAAAGAAGUCUGGAAAGGCAAAAACACCAACUGUUAUCGAUGGAAUUUCUACAGAGGAAAUGUCUAAGGAACAGCUGGAGGAGCACAUUGUACGCCUCCGUGAAGAACUGGACAGAGAACGUGAAGAAAGAAAUUACUUCCAGCUUGAGCGAGACAAAGUUAACACUUUCUGGGAAAUUACAAAAAGACAAUUGGAGGAAAAGAAAGCAGAAUUACGUAAUAAAGACAGAGAAAUGGAAGAUGGCGAAGAAAGACAUCAAAUAGAAAUCAAGGUUUAUAAACAGAAAGUAAAGCAUUUAUUGUAUGAGCACCAAAACAACAUAUCUGAGUUGAAGGCAGAAAGUGUUUGUGCUAUCAAAUUAGCCCAGGAUGAUCACAGGUCUGGUGAGAACGAAUUACGGAAAGACAAGCGAGGCCUCAAAGUGGAACUCAAGGAGCGGGAACUUUCUCACGAGGACUACAUUAAAAAUUUAAAGAAGAAACAUGAUGAACUGGUAACACAAUUGAGGUCAGACUUUGAAAGACAAUCUCGAGAAAUUGAAGCCAAAUAUGAGAGGAAGAUGAGAACUCUGCGGGAUGAGCUAGAUCUUAGGAGGAAGACUGAAAUUCAUGAGAUUGAAGAGAGAAAGAAUGGCCAAAUUAAUGAACUUAUGAGAACGCAUGAAAGGGCUUUCAGUGAUAUCAAGAACUACUACAAUGACAUCACACUCAACAACCUAGCUCUCAUCAACACACUCAAGGAGCAAGUAGAGGAGAUGAAAAAGAAGGAAGAGAGAAUGGAGAAGAGGAUGGCAGAGGUGAUUCCAGAAAACACCCGGCUACGGGAACAGUUGGAGAAAGCUAACGGGGAGGUUGAUGAUCUGAGGAAACAACUAGCCAACUAUGAGAAGGACAAAGAGACUCUCAGGAUGACCAAGGCAAGACUGAGAGUGACAGAGGAUGACUUCAGAGCCAUGAAGUGGGAACAUGAGGUGCUCGAGCAGAGGUUUGAAAAGACACAAGGGGAGAGAGACGACCUGUACAAGAAGUUUGUGAAGGCCAUCCAUGAAGUACAACAGAAGAGUAACUUUAAGAAUCUGUUGUUGGAGAAGAAACUGGGUGCUCUGGCUGACACGUUGGAGAAGAAGGAGGCCCAACUGAAUGAAGUGUUAUCUGCCUCCAAUCUUGACCCCACCGCACUCACUGUUGUCACACGCAAACUCGAGGAUGUGCUUGACUCCAAGAACAGUGCUAUCAAAGAUCUACAGUACGAGUUGGCAAGAGUGUGUAAGGCUCACAAUGAUCUGCUGAGAACAUAUGAGGCAAAACUUAUGCAGUUUGGUAUACCCACGGAGGAACUAGGCUUCAAACCACUGGAGAGCACUGUAGGAGGCCAGGCAUUAGGACAGGGACCCGCUGGACUGGUGUCUGCCCCAUCAUAGUCUAUACUAACAGCCCUCCGAACAUUCCUAGAACUUUUUGUGUCACUCCGUCCAAUGGAAAUCAUGCAGACUUUUAAAUUACAUUAUUAUCUAUAAAAAAAGUCAGAAAUAAAUGAUUUUAUAAUUUGCUCUCAAGAGUCACUAAAAUAUUUAUUUCGUGCAAAAGUGUCCAUACAUAGACAUCGGUUUUACAAUGACAGCUACUUGGUAUGUAUCACUUAGGGUUGAAAAAGCCAGAGACAAACACUUAGGAAUCGAUGUAUAUAGAUAGAAGUUUAUGAGUGAAGCAGAAUACUGGGGGGAACAAACCUUUAAGAUGUGUACUCAAAUAACAAUGAACUUAUUCAUACAAGCCCUAAGGAGCAGCUAGGAUGGUGCCCCGACUGUUUGUGAACUCACCUUCAACGGCACUGCUCUGCCUGGACACUCCACCAAUAAUAAUCUACACAUCCUUGUGACCAAAAACAGGUGUUAAUGGAAAUAAUUUGAUCUUUAUAAAAGUACCAUUAUUUAUUAUUGACUUUUAUUUUGUGAAUACUUUUUGUACAUUCACAUGUCAUUUAUCUGUGAUAGCUAAAUUGUACUUAUACAUUGUAAACUAAAAAAGUAAUGUAAUGUAUACUGUACAAAAUUAAAAACAAAACAAAACAAA